AUGUUGCAAGUCUGGGGGAUUUCUGGCGAAGAGGUGGCCUCCGUACCUGUAGCGGAGAUGCACGACGUGCGGACAUUGAAGCAAAGCUUGCAGAAAGUCUGCGGCCUGCCCCGAUUUCGACAGAGGCUCUUGCAUGAUGGGAGGGACCUUGAAGAUGUGGCCAGGCUUGAGAUGGUGCAGGAUGUGCAACUGGUACUGCUGGACUUCUGCCCUGUGUCUCAUCAUGAGGCAAGACACCUUUUCAAGGCUGCGGAUGGUGGCAUGGUGCUGGAGGUUGAGAAAGCCCUGCAGCGGCCCCAAGAUCCGAAUCAGACCACAUCUCCAACCCACCCCACACCCCUGAACAGGGCCGCCCGCAACGGCCACAUGGAGGUGGUCCACCUCCUGUUGGAGGCGACAGCCGACUUGGAAAGAUAUCACUAUCAUUCGGGUUGCACGGCUCUUGGCAGCGCGGCUGGCUUUGGCCACGUGGAGAUCGUGCGCCUGCUCCUGGUGGCCGGCGGCAAGGUCAACAACGGGGCCACCACGGCCCUCUUUCGGGCAGCUUCCACAGGACAUGAGGAGAUCGUUGGCAUCUUGCUGGAGGCCCGGGCUGCGGUGGAUGUGGGCACUCGCCUGGAGGGUAGGACAGCCCUGGGUGUGGCGUCCUACAACGGGCACGCGAAGACCGUGGCCUUGCUGCUGCAAGCCAGGGCCGACACAGACCAAGCCUGUGGAUGGGAAGGUGAGACGGCCUUGUCCUUGGCUGCCAAGCAGGGACACCACGAGGUCGUGCGCCUCAUGACGCAUGAGGGCACGCCCACUUGUGGGAGCCUUUAG
Messenger RNA from Symbiodinium natans, 819 nucleotides. The record is from the annotation of a GenBank genome assembly. Lineage: Eukaryota; Dinophyceae; Suessiales; Symbiodiniaceae.